CUGAUAAAAAUAUUUUUAUCAAUUGCCACUGUCACUGUCAUAUCCUAAAAAUGGCUGAGGCUUGUCAGAUAGCCCGAAAACAAGAUUUGCCUCCUCCGGGAGGCUACAAACCUAUUCCAUAUAAAAGAUUACCCGCUAAACAAUACUUCAGUGGGUAUACUAUGUUCGCUGGCUAUGCCGGCUUAACUUUAGUAUCUAUUUAUUUGUACAACUUAACUGCUAAGAGAAUACAGAAAAAUGAAAUUGAGAUGCGCUCAGCCAAAAUGGCCAUAUAUCCUAUGUUGCUGGCUGAGAGAGACAGGGAAUACUUAAAGCAGCUCCGCAGGAACCGUGAUGCAGAGGCUGAACUUAUGCGUGACGUGCCUGGAUGGGAGGUCGGCACUUACUACGGUGAGCGUGUUUACAAGAUGUUGCCACCAGACACACUGGUGGAACCUAUUUUCCAUGAAUACUAUGCACACAGCUCCCCGACCGAAUGGUUCAAGAGGGCUUACAUCAAACUGCGUUCUUAAGUGCUUGUUUUUAAAACAAACUCAUCCAAAACUUGCAGUCAGUCUAAAGCUACCAAAAAAAUUGAUUACGUAAUGAAAUAUCUUGAAGAAAAUUAAGCGUUUUUAAUCGCUGACUUAUAUUUUAAACAGGUAACUUUAGUUCAAACAGAUGUUGAAACCCAUUUCAUAAUGAUUGUGUGAACGAAAUUGAUCAUUGUAGUUACUUUGGUCUUAAUAAAGGCUCAUUUAUUAGUGUGAAA
This is a messenger RNA of Melitaea cinxia (Glanville fritillary), 751 nucleotides long. RefSeq names its product NADH dehydrogenase [ubiquinone] 1 alpha subcomplex subunit 13 (gene ND-B16.6). The coding region runs from base 51 to 512 and encodes 153 amino acids. NCBI's taxonomy places the organism in Eukaryota, Metazoa, Arthropoda, Insecta, Lepidoptera, Nymphalidae. The transcript has 3 exons. The record is from RefSeq and is a predicted model, not a curated record.